AGACAAACAUGGCAGCGCACAUAGUACAAUGUUUUUAAGCGUAUCUUCGAAAAAUUUCUACUUACAUAUCCAUACGUUUGCAAGAAGAACAGUUAGCAGGUGACCUCUGAAGGAUAUUCUCAAUCUUAUUUUUUUGUAAAAAUGGCGAACAGUGGGAGCAGAUCACGCAGCAAGAGAGAGAACUCAAAAAUCUUGCAAAGUUUGAUGUUCAAAAACCCUGGCAAGAAGGUAGCAGAGUUUGCCAACUUCAAACCAGAAGAAAGUGAGCGAGAAAAGAGAAAAUUACGUCGAUUACAGGAAGAAGAACACCAACGUCAUUUGCAGAAUCGCACCAUGUAUGAUGCCAAUGGUCAUUUAUCAUCCACUGGUCAAGAUCUGUGCGAUUGUUUGGGGAAAGACUGCCCAGGAUGUCACUAUCCAUGCAAGGACUGUGGGUCAAUCAAAUGCGGACCGGUCUGCAGAUGUAAACGGAAAUGGGUCUUUGACCUAAUCGAAGACGAGGGACAAACCUACUGUGUGAGAUACUGAAUCAUUAGUGAAAAGUGAAAGUGGAUUAAACACCAGUAUGAUAGACAUGCCGAAGGAGUCCUAGUACUGUCAAGACUCAAAAGGAUGCAUGUUUGUACUCGAUGGAAGACAAGAGAAAGAUUGGAAUUCAUUCAUUGGAGCGAAAUGCCUCUUGCUUGGACAUUCAUUGCUGUGGAGGGACUCUGCAUGCAUUUAUGAGAUACUGUGAAGUCUGUGAUUAAAAUAAUACUGAAUGGAAUAUUGAAUCUGUCAAAAGACAACAGCAGAGAACACGAUCAAACUGUCUUAUGUUUAUUCACAGCACCUGCAGGUACAUUGCUUGUGUGGUCAAUGUAGUAGUAAUUGUAGUCAUAUUUCUGAAGGUUGAUUUUUUUCAAACAUUAAUAUCUCUGAAUGUUCGUUGAGCCAUAAGUUGAUUUGCCCAGACGUUUAUACAUGUAAAGAUUUGUACUUCCAAGGAUUUGUUGUAACAAAAGUUUGUAAUACUAAAGUGAAAUAGGGUUCCUUUCCCCAAAAAUGCAAUGGGCCUGUAAUUUCAAAAAAGAAAUAUGGUAGUGUUUUCAAUUAUGAAUCCCAUAUUUCAUUAUGGUCUUUUAGAAUACAAACAUUGAGGAAAAUUGAAAUGUAUUGUUUUGGGUUUUCUUUUUCUUGAGACCUUAUGUGUAUCUACCUAAGUUGUAGCUUAACAAAUAUGUCUUUUAUAUUAUAAUACAAGUUGCUUAUUACUCAUACCACUUUUCUAAACAAAAGCCCUGAAUGCCUCACAGAAAAUCAAAGAAUGGUUUUUGGAGAAAACAGAAAUAAAUGGAAAGAUACGUGUACAUGAUAGAAAAUGUCAAAUUAUCGUUAACAUGGUUUUUUGUUGAAAACCCUAACAUAAUUGUGUUUUUUUAUGAACAUGUUUGAUAUGACCUAGAUUAUUGACAGUGCCAGGUUCUACUUGUACUUGAACAUUUAAAAUGUGUUUUAUUGUAAGCUGCAAAUUUGCCUUUUUGAUGUCAGUUCACAAUAUUCCCAUGAUUGUACAUAUAUUUUAUCUUUGUUUAUUUUGUUAAUAAAACAUGAAUGCUAACAUGAAAAAUGUUUUCAAAAAAGAUGCUACUGUAUCGCCUGUUUAUGAUCAUUGAAAAGUGAUAAUAUCAAAAUGGAUACUUCCAUUUCAGAACUAGUGAAUAAGUAUAUACAUGUAAAUAUGAUUUGGGGGAAUUAAGGCUGUCGCCAUUUCUUUACCUUUAAAAAAAAAAUUAAAUCUUACAAUUAAUUAUUUGUUUGGAAUUAUGGAAAUGACUAAUAUGUAUAUUAAAAUGCUGCUUUAAUGAUCAUUAUUAGCAAUACUGGAAUGCUUGUCAGAAGAGCUAAGGAGAAGCCACAUAUUGACAAAUGUACACAUACACAAGUCAUGACAAAACGGACAAUUGGUCUAUAAUCUGUAUCCAUUUCAAAAGGUACAUAUAUUUAAUAUGUCGUAUAAACUGGUAUAAAAAUGCAGUUUCCAAGAACAAAGUACAGAAUUAGGGGUCAUAUCAUUGGAUCCAUGAUAAUGGCAAAACAGAAAAUACAAUACACUGUAUUAAAGCACCAAAAUUGUGCUGAGCUUCAUAUGAACACAUUUCUUUGUCACAGAUGAAUGCAUAUUGAAUUUCAAUACAGUAGUACCUUGUAAAAUCUCCUUAGGAACCAAGGAAAUUACCUUGUUAUAUAUGGGGACUAUCAUAAUUAUCUUAUUAUAUAUACAUGUAUAAGUGUUUUGUUACACGAAUCACAUUGUUCUUUUUAUUAAAAGGAGGUUCCAUUGUGUUAUCCCACCUCUAGCUGAGCUGUAAUAAACAUGUUUAGCAGAAUUCAA
Molecule: messenger RNA, 2374 nt
Organism: Strongylocentrotus purpuratus (purple sea urchin)
Lineage: Eukaryota; Metazoa; Echinodermata; Echinoidea; Camarodonta; Strongylocentrotidae
Product: ARL14 effector protein
Exons: 4
Coding region: 142-528 (128 amino acids)
Cellular component (GO): intracellular membrane-bounded organelle
Source: RefSeq, a predicted model, not a curated record